UGCGGCGGCGGCGGCGGGACUGGCAAGGCCGGCUAUGGCGAGGGGCGAGAGCACCAAGCGCGGCUGCGGGAAGCGCUGCGGGGCCGUGGCCGGGCUGGCCGGGCUGGGCUUGCUCUGCCUGGGCUUCGGGCUGCUGCUGCUGCAGACCGUGCCGGCCCUCUUGAGGCAGCAGGUGGCCAAGAAUACCAUAAUCGAUCCCAAGAGUGCCAUGUUCACCCUGUGGAAAGAACUCCCGGUGCCCUUCUUCAUUUCCUUCUACUUUAUGGAGGUGAUGAAUUCCAAGGACAUCCUUCUAGGUGCCAAGCCAAUUGUCCAGCAGCGGGGGCCUUACGUGUACAGGGAAUAUAGGGAGAAAAAGAACAUUACUUUCCAUAGUAACAAAACCGUCUCCUUUCUGAAUUACCGCUCGUUUAUAUUCCAACCGGACCGCUCCAAUGGAUUGGAAUCUGAUUACAUCAUGAUGCCGAAUAUCUUAGUUUUGGGAGCAGCUGUCAUAUUGGAAAAGAUGCCGUUUCCCGUGAGGUUAACCUUCAGCAGCGCCCUGGCCCUCUUUCGUCAAAACGCGUUCAUGAACCGGACGGUCGGCGAGAUCGUUUGGGGGUACAAAGAACCCUUCAUUAAAUUCCUGAGCAACCUCGGGGUCACCAUCGGUCCCUCCAAUGAAAAAUUUGGCUUAUUUUCCGAUUUAAACAAUUCCCACUCGGGCCUCUUCACGGUGUUCACAGGCAUGGACGAUAUUAACAAAACUCACAUGGUGGAUUCUUGGAAUGGAUUAAAAGAGGUAUCUUAUUGGCAUUCUGAAGAAUGUAACAUGAUCAAUGGAACGGCUGGAGAACUGUGGCCACCGUUCAUGACCCCGUCUUCACCAGUGGAACUCUAUGCUCCUGAUGCCUGCAGGUCGCUUAAAUUAAACUACACCCAAUCUGGAAAUUUCAAAGGCAUACCAGUUUAUCGUUACAUGGCUCCGAAGACCCUGUUUGCCAACGGGACCACCUAUCCACCCAACGAAGGCUUCUGCCCAUGCCGGCAAUCCGGAAUCCAGAACAUUAGCUCCUGUAAAUUAAAUGCCCCAAUAUUUAUUUCUCAACCUCAUUUCCUAAACGCUGAUCCGGCUUUAUUGGACACGGUAGUCGGUUUGCAUCCGAACGAAAAGGACCACGAUCUGUUUGUCGAUAUACAUCCGCUGACAGGGAUUCCCAUGAACUGUUCGGUCCAAAUACAACUGAAUCUGUUCAUAAAACACGUUUCUGGCAUCUGGCAAACCGGACAGAUUAAGCCUGUGGUUUUGCCCCUAAUUUGGUUUUCCGAGAGCGGGGAGGUCGAAGGAGACGUUUUGCACGACUACUACACCCAUCUGAUCAUCAUUCCUUCAUUGCUGGAGUACCUGAAGUUCAGCCUCAUGGGCUUAGGAGGCCUUUUACUCUUGGCAGCCGGCUUAAUUGGGCUCAGGAGCAAGACGUUGACUCUGUCAUGGCAAAAGGAUCGAUCGGUUGCCAUACAGAAUCCACCUAGAUCUGACAUUAAUUAUCACAGUGUUUUGGAAAAAAACUUUUUAUUUUGGCGUAGUAAUAAAUACUCAGGACCUAAAGGGGCAAUCGCUGCCUCCAGGAAAAAGCCCAGCUUGCAAUGGAUGGAGAUGAAAUUGUAGGCGGACAUCUGAAAAAAAAAAAAAGCCAAACCAAAAAAAA
Messenger RNA from Pseudonaja textilis, 1688 nucleotides. It is a transcript of the gene SCARB1, whose product is annotated as scavenger receptor class B member 1. Gene Ontology annotation, molecular function: low-density lipoprotein particle binding; scavenger receptor activity; lipid binding. Gene Ontology annotation, biological process: recognition of apoptotic cell; cholesterol import; plasma lipoprotein particle clearance. The record is from RefSeq and is a predicted model, not a curated record. Gene Ontology annotation, cellular component: cytoplasm; caveola. Lineage: Eukaryota; Metazoa; Chordata; Lepidosauria; Squamata; Elapidae.